Molecule: messenger RNA, 2430 nt
Organism: Elaeis guineensis (African oil palm)
Lineage: Eukaryota; Viridiplantae; Streptophyta; Magnoliopsida; Arecales; Arecaceae
Product: dnaJ protein ERDJ2
Biological process (GO): SRP-dependent cotranslational protein targeting to membrane; post-translational protein targeting to endoplasmic reticulum membrane
Cellular component (GO): Sec62/Sec63 complex
Molecular function (GO): transmembrane protein transporter activity; RNA binding
Source: RefSeq, a predicted model, not a curated record
CCACUUUUUUUUUUUGGUACAGCACUCUCAUUCACUAAAACGCAUUAAAACCCCCCCGAAGUGUCCCGCAAGAACAGCGUUCGAUCGAGCAGAACAAAUCGGUGGCAGGAUCGACUCCGAGCGGUCUCCUCCCUCCAAAGAAAGAAGGAAGGCUGAAGGCGACGCCACGCAAGAAGCAAUACGGAUCAAUGGCUGCUUCGGAGGAGAACAAUUCACUUUUCCUAAUUUUCAUCUUAACCAUGAUUGCACUACCUUUGAUGCCUUACACAAUCCUGAGGUUAUGUCGUGCUGCAACUAAGAAAACAAAGACAAUCCAUUGCCAAUGCUCUGUAUGUUCACAUUCAGGGAAGCACAGAAAAUCCAUAUAUAAGCGGAUUUCAAACUUUUCAACAUGUGGCAAUCUUACCAUUUUGCUGCUUUGGGUUGUCAUGGUGAUUUUGGUUUACUACAUUAAACAUAUAAGCCGUGAGAGUCAGCCAUUUGAGCCGUUUAGUAUUCUUGGAUUAGAGCCAGGAGCUUCAGAGUCAGACAUAAAGAAGGCAUAUCGACGACUCUCUAUUUUGUACCAUCCUGAUAAAAAUCCUGAUCCAGAGGCCCACAAGUACUUUGUAGAGUUUAUAUCCAAGGCAUAUCAGGCUUUGACUGAUCCUAUAUCUCGUGAAAAUUAUGAAAAAUAUGGUCACCCAGAUGGCCGGCAGGGAUUUCAAAUGGGGAUUGCCUUACCUCAGUUCUUGCUUAAUAUUGAUGGAGCAUCUGGUGGAAUACUUUUGCUUGGGAUUGUCGGAGUUUGCAUUCUCUUGCCUUUGAUGAUAACAGUUAUAUAUUUAUCAAGGUCUUCAAAAUAUACCGGGAAUUAUGUCAUGCAUCAAACUUUGUCGACAUACUACUAUUUCAUGAAACCUUCUUUGGCUCCAAGCAAGGUUAUGGAUGUCUUCAUUAAGGCUGCAGAAUACAUGGAAAUGCCAGUUCGUAGAAGUGAUGAUGAACCCCUCCAGAAACUUUUUGUGGCAGUUAGAAGUGAGUUAAAUCUGGACUUGAAGAACAUCAGGACAGAACAGGCAAAGUUUUGGAAGCAACAUCCUUCCCUAGUUAAGAUGGAAUUGUUGAUUCAAGCUCAUUUAACUCGUGAAUCAGCUGCUUUAUCUUCAGCUUUACAGAAAGAUUUUAAGCGCAUGCUUGAACUUGCACCUCGUCUUCUUGAAGAAUUAAUGAAGAUAGCUGUACUACCACGCAGUCCUAAGGGAUAUGGAUGGCUCAGGCCUGCAAUUGGUGUGGUUGAACUUUCUCAAAGUAUCAUCCAGGCUGUUCCUCUCGGUGCAAGAAAAGCAGCUGGGGGAAACUCUGAAGGCAUUGCACCCUUUUUGCAGCUUCCACAUUUCAGUGAGGGAAUUGUUAAAAAAAUUGCUCGAAAGAAAGUUCGUAUGUUCCAAGAGCUACAAAAUAUGACCGUGCACGACCGGUUCGAGCUGCUGACUCAGACUGCAGGGCUUUCUGCUGCUGAAGUACAUGAUGUAGAGCUUGUACUUGAGAUGAUCCCUUCUAUCACAGUUGAGAUCACAUGUGAAACUGAAGGGGAAGAAGGCAUACAAGAGGGUGACCUCGUCACAAUGUAUGCUUGGGUCACACUCAGGCGUGGGAAUGGCCUUGUAGGUGCCCUACCCCAUUCUCCUCUUUUCCCCUUCCACAAGGAGGAGAACUUUUGGCUACUGCUUGCAGACACUGCCUCAAAUGAUGUGUGGCUGUCUCAGAAGGUCAGUUUCAUGGAUGAGGACACCGCAAUUGCAGCUGCAUCCAAGGCAAUUCAAGAAAUAAAGGAGGCUUUGGGAGCAAAUGCUAAGGAAGUAAGUUAUGCAGUUAAAGAGGCAAUUGAGAAGGUGAAGAGUGGGUCCAGAUUGGUAAUGGGUAAAUUUCAGGUCCCUGAGGAGGGGAGCUACAAUCUGAGCUCCUACUGCUUGUGUGAUGCAUGGAUAGGCUGCGAUACCAAGACCAGCUUAAAGCUAAAAGUUCUGAAGCGGAGCCGGGCUGGAACAAGGGGCCAUGGGGCAGAAGAAGGACCAGUGGCAGAAGAUGGUGUUGAGGAAGAAGAGGAAGAGGAGGAAGAGGACUAUGAUGAUUAUGAGAGUGAGUACAGUGAUGAUGAGGAUGACGAGAAGGAUGUGGAAAGCAAGGUGUCAAAUGGAGUUGCUCAUCAAAGAGGCGUCUCGAGCAGUGAAGAAGAUUCAGGCACUGAUUAGCAAAAAUUCUCUUUUGUUUUCUUCAUUUUGCCAUACACUGCAAAAUAUAUUUUUUGACGUCCAUUUUCUCUCAUGUGAUAUAAGCACCAGCUUACUUCAUAUCAAUGCAUACCCAUAAUUUUUUGAUCUGUGUAUUGGUGGCAUUUCUUAUGUUGCAUAUUUGCAAGCAGAUGAUGGUUGAGCAAACAACCAUGUA